Gekko japonicus is the source of this 2487-nucleotide messenger RNA. It is a transcript of the gene AKAP3, whose product is annotated as A-kinase anchoring protein 3. The coding region runs from base 1 to 2487 and encodes 828 amino acids. The transcript is spliced from 4 exons. Gene Ontology annotation, molecular function: protein kinase A binding. Gene Ontology annotation, biological process: intracellular protein localization. Lineage: Eukaryota; Metazoa; Chordata; Lepidosauria; Squamata; Gekkonidae. The record is from RefSeq and is a predicted model, not a curated record. Gene Ontology annotation, cellular component: sperm principal piece; cytoplasm.
AUGGGGUAUACCUCUUUUUUCAUCAUCAACUUUGAUGAGUGCUCUCACCGGAAGUCCCGCCUCCCUGAGAGGGCCGUGCUGGUGGGGGAGUGCUCCCACCGGAAGUCCCGCCUCCCUGAGAGGGGUGUGCUGACGACGGAUAGCAUUGACUGGUUACAGAGCCCAAUUGGACUGUGCAAAGUCGAUCGCUAUACCCCCAGUGACGAGGAGGAGCAGACCUGGACGACUGACUCGGCCAAACUUUUCCAACAAACUGCCUCCGAUCCACUCAAAGUCUUGAGCUGGCUCCGAAAAGAUCUGGAAAAGUGUGCCGUAGGGAUCCAGAAUGUGCUGAAUGCCAGUAAUAACGCAGGUGCCCCCAGUACAAAAGACUCGACUGCAAGUGCGAGGCAAGCCAUGCCGCAGCGCAAUGUGCAUUCCCCCGGUGGCUACAGCGUGUGCGAUGAGGAGUUCAGCAUGAACGUCAACUCCAACCGGGGCUCCCCCAACUUCCACUUGGCAAUGAAGGCUGCUUGUCAAAAGGAGGCGAAGGAUGAGGAAAGUGACAGUUCUGCUUCGCCAAACAUGAAUCCUGACCCCGAUGAAGUCUCUUAUUAUUGCAAUAGGCUUUCCAACCUUGCCAUAGCGAUGGCGCGCAAGGAAAUGAACGAGAAUGCAGAUGGCAAAACACAUGUCCACAAGACCGGGUUUACGGCUGCUGGGGACCAUGGCCACAGGUCUGUUGGGGCGGGCGCAGAGGAGAAGCACAAACCAUCCAAGAUGGGUGAAUGCAAAUUUGAAGGGAGCCCCCCGAUGAAGCAGAAGACCAUGUAUUACAAAGAAGAGAAUACGGAAAUGCCGAAUAGAAGCGAACCAUGCAGGGACAGGACCAAAGGUUGCAACCAUCGGAAACGUUUUGGCACCGAUGAGUAUACCAGCUCCCUGAGCAAAGGUUUAUUGGUUUAUGCCAACAAUGUUGUUUCAGAUAUGAUGGUCUCCGUCAUGAAGACGAUGAAAGUUAAAGUGAACGAUUCCAAUAUAGCUUGCGCAGUCUUAAAGAAGGUCCUGCUGAAGCAUUCCAAGGAGGUGGUCUCUGACCUGAUAGACUCCUGCAUGAAAAACUUGCACGACGUCACGGGGACCCUAAUGACUGACUCCGACUUUGUUUCAGCAGUGAAGCGGAGCCUCUUCACCCAAGGAAGUCAAAAGGCGUCUGAGAUUGUACAAGCCAUGCUGAAUCGCUUGCAUUAUGCUUUGAUUGUGCAAAAGCAGGCGGGUGACAAGGCCCGGUCCCAAAGCAUGGCUUUUACCAGUGUCAAGACAGGGGGAGGAGCUGACGGGAAGACUCAGAACAUGAGGUUUUCCGCUGCGAAAUCAGAAUCACAUAAAGAGAAAGAAAUGACUUGCGCGGAAACAGUUGGAAACCACAUCCUGAAGGAGGGCCUCACCAAGUGGCAGAAAAAGGCCGACCCCGGAGGUGCCAAUCCCCAGUCAUCCAAGGCCACGGGUGGUGCCCCCUGGAAUCUGGACAACCAAGACCUCGCCACAGAUUCCUGGGCGAGAGACCUGAUUGUGACAGCGUUGCUCCUGAUACAAUACCAUCUAGUACAGCAGGAGAAUGCCACGAAGGAAGGAGACGGUGGCAGGUCCAGCCAGGCAGCUGGGACAUUUGGCUUUCUGUCCCACAAUAAAGGCAGUGGUGGCUCCCCCCCACAUUCAGCAAGACUGUAUGACCCAACCAAGCAAAGUGAUGAUGAACAGUCAGAGGCAAAUCCCGAAAAUGACAUGUCCAGUGUGGUGGUGAUGCUCAUCCAGAAGCUUAUCAAUGAGACGGUCAACAAAUUAGGAGGAGGCGUGGGGAGUGGGAUGGCAGAAGAAGCAAGCCGGAAUGCCUGCAAAUACUUUGAGGGACCAGGGCCAUCCGGCCUCUCAGAAACAGACCAUUCCUAUGAAGACGCCAUCUCUGGACUGACCAAAAUGAUUCUGGAACAGUUUGAUGUUGACAGGAAGGAAGGAGGCAGCGGCCCCUUCAUCGACCACCUGGUGGAUACGGUAACAAAACUGUGUCUCAUGAUAGCCAAAUACAGCAAUCCUGAGACAGGUCUUGAAGAUGAAGGAGAUGGAGAAGAUGCUGGUGGGGUGAUGUAUUUCAAGGACUCCGAUGCUGGGGAAAGCCGGGUCGGGUCGGGCGAAGACACUGCAUCUGGACGCAAAGUGGUUGUGACCAACCAGAAUGCUCCAGAGAACAAGCACCACAAACAGCUCCAAGCCAUCCUUCAGUGGGUGGCGGCCUCACAGUUAAAUGUGCCUGUGUUGUACUUCAUGGAUGACGAUGAAGAAACGCUGAAUAAGCUUCAGCAACUCUCCUCCUUGGCGGUGGAAAGGGGCUACAGUGUCGGGGAAGUCAUGCAAGCCGUGUUGAAGUACGAGAAGGAACGACAGCUGGGGGAGGCCUUGGGCAACUUGGUGCGGUUGCCCGUACUGGACUGGCUGCUUCAGCACCUCUGA